Penicillium lagena is the source of this 1647-nucleotide messenger RNA. RefSeq lists its product as uncharacterized. Bases 1 to 1647 code for a protein of 548 amino acids. The record is from RefSeq and is a predicted model, not a curated record. Gene Ontology annotation, biological process: transmembrane transport. NCBI's taxonomy places the organism in Eukaryota, Fungi, Ascomycota, Eurotiomycetes, Eurotiales, Aspergillaceae. Gene Ontology annotation, molecular function: transmembrane transporter activity. The transcript has 7 exons.
AUGGACACUGAGGCCGGUAAAUAUAACAAUAGUCAAGAGACUUCUCCCGGUACUGUCCGACUGCAAGCCCACGAUGACGACCUUGUCCUUUCCCCGCAGCCAUCUUCAGACCCGAACGAUCCUCUGAACUGGGCUCCCUGGAGGAAAUGGCUGCAGAUUGCUCUCCUAGGUCUCUACACGGUCCUGGUAGAUGCAUGUUUGGUGGUUGCAACGCCGAUGUGGGCGGUAAUGAACAAAGAUGUCGGCUUCUCGUAUACCGCCUUGAAUAAUAGCUACGCAGUUGGCACCGGUGCCUUGGCCCUUGGAUGCUUCAUUCUCGUCCCGUUUGCGCUUCGCUACGGCCGGCGACCAAUUUACAUCCUGACUUCGGCUAUCGUGACCGGAAUGGGUGCUUGGUCCGCGAGUAUGACAACUACGGGAGAGUUAUACGCCACUCAGGCCAUAAUGUGCUUCGUCGGUGUCGUUAACGAGACACUAUUCGAGAUUUCGGUCGCAGAUAUGUUCUUCGUCCAUGAGCGUGGUACUUUCAAUGGUAUCUAUUAUGCGAUGGUGGUGAUCGGGAACUUUCUCGCACCUGUGCCAGCGGGCUACGUGACUGCAUCCCAAGGGUGGCGAUGGGGCUAUUGGUAUGUCGCGAUAUUCAAUGGAGCAUUGACUCUAGCCAUGAUAUUCUUAUUGGAGGAGACAAAAUAUGUCCCAAGCGUCGUUAUUGAAGGAUCUCCUAUUGCCGAAAACCAAGAGAGAUCUGAAGAACAAAAUUCAGAGAAAGCCAAACCAGCCCCCAAUGACGGAGUCUCCAGCAAAUCUGAAAACAUCACUGGCUCCCAAAAUCGUCAGCAUAUUGACACCUCAAUUCCAAUCAAGCCGUACUGGAGCCGAAUGAGUCUUAUAACGACAACACCAUCGAACUUACAGCAUGAAAACCACAACUUUGCAAGACAUUUCUGGCAGCCAUUUGUUGUUCUCUGUCUCUUCCCCGCUAUCGCCUUUGGUGCCCUCCAAUGGGGCUUUGCCUUUUCCUCCUUAUCAGUCAUGCUGGUUACCCAGGCAGCUUUCUACCCGGCUCCUCCUUACAAUUUCAGCCCCAUCGGAGUUGGAAAUGUUAUCAUUGCACCUGCAAUCGGCGGCAUCUUAGGUUCUAUAGUUGGAGGGAUUGCGACUGAUUGGCUUAUUUUGAAACUAGCCAGACGGAACGAGGGCAUAUAUGAGCCUGAGAUGCGGCUCCAGAUGUUCAUUGUGCCGGGCAUUGCGUUACCGCUUGGAAUAUUCAUGUAUGGCCUAACAAUCACCACGGGUCUUCCUUGGAUCAUCAACUGUGUCGGCGCCGGGUUUGUUGGAUUUGGGGUCGGAGGCUGUGGAACGAUUGUGGUCACAUACAUCCAGGAUUCCUACAGCAAGAUUAUUGGCGAUGGUUUCGUCGGAGUCACGUUCGUGCGGAAUCUCCUCGCUACAAUCCUUGUAUUCGCCGUUCCCCCGUGGGAGGCCGGAAUGGGCGAUUACAACAUGUUUGUUCUUUUGGGAUGCUUAGCUGUGCUCGUCAUUGCGACUUAUGUUCCUAUGCUGAUCUGGGGAAAGAGGUGGCGCCGUCAAUGUGCGUCACGGUAUGAGUUUUAUGCCCGUCGGCAAUAUGAAACCCGCCCUGAGUGA